AUGCACGCAGCGUCUCAUCAGAAAAUCCCUAGCAUCUUCGAGCUGCAGCUACUAACUAACACAAUGAACCUCUUCGAUCAUAACAUUCCUAAGUCACCAACAGAGACUACAGAAAAGAUUGAAACCAAAGUAGACCAACUCAAAAGAUUAUGGUCACCGAACGAAGACGAAUUACUCCGAAAGGCUAUUUCAACUAUGAAGCAACCAAUAUCUUGGGACGAAAUUGCAAAAGCUGUCCCAGGAAGAACACCGAAACAAUGCCGUGAAAGAUGGCUUCACAGACUUUGUCCAGACGUCAAUAAAGCACCAUUUCAGAAAUGGGAAGAUGAAUUGAUCGUUGUUGAAUGCGAAAAGAUCGGAAAUCACUGGACAGCAAUCGCAUCUAAGCUCCCUGGAAGAACUAGUUGCGCUGUUAAGAACCGAUGGUAUACAGUACUUAGAAAUAGAAUUGGCAAGCCUACUAACCAGACCUCAUUCUAUCCUUCCCAAGAAACAAUUAAUGUAUACUACGUUCCUCAAUAUAUUCCUCAAUACGCUUGA
Messenger RNA from Trichomonas vaginalis G3, 540 nucleotides. Its product is annotated as RNA polymerase II transcription regulator recruiting protein. Gene Ontology annotation, cellular component: nucleus. The coding region runs from base 1 to 540 and encodes 179 amino acids. Gene Ontology annotation, biological process: regulation of DNA-templated transcription. The transcript has a single exon. The record is from RefSeq and is a predicted model, not a curated record. Lineage: Eukaryota; Parabasalia; Trichomonadida; Trichomonadidae. Gene Ontology annotation, molecular function: DNA-binding transcription factor activity, RNA polymerase II-specific; RNA polymerase II cis-regulatory region sequence-specific DNA binding.